Molecule: messenger RNA, 1335 nt
Organism: Didymosphaeria variabile
Lineage: Eukaryota; Fungi; Ascomycota; Dothideomycetes; Pleosporales; Didymosphaeriaceae
Exons: 1
Coding region: 1-1335 (444 amino acids)
Source: RefSeq, a predicted model, not a curated record
AUGGUACCUGAUCUGCGCAUCCUCUUGGAUGGCGAUGUAAGAGUGUAUCGUCGUGGAGACAAAGUCACUGGAAGAGUCAUUCUAGGAGUCGAAAAUGAGGAAAACAUCGUCGCACUCAAGAUCAGCUUCUUAGGGACAUGCACGACUACUACGAAUAGGCCGGUCCAUACACCUCACCACACUGAUGCCGACCGCUCGAUGCAGAGGCAUCAGGAACGCGUUCAACUGUUUCAUUUCGAACAAGACUUGCUCUCGGGCUCCCUACUCUCAACGAACAAGGAAUCUCGGACGUUCGACUUCAAGUUUCCUGAAAUGACAGCACCGAGGUAUUCAAAAUGGCAACACGGACCGAGGUACCCCAAGGGUCCUCACCCACUACCACCAUCUUUCCAGACCCACACGUCGGGUGGCCAGGCAGUCAUAGCAUACUCUCUGCAAGUAACGCUUUCCAGAGGUGGUAAUCAAGGAUCAACCGUAAUUGAAGAAAUAUUGCCCUACCACCCAACUCCCGACGACAUGCAACUGGAACCAAAAGCCCACUCACGCGUCCUCUACGCACAGAUAUGGAAGCCUCUUGCAGACAGUCGCACCGUAAUGGACAAAGCCUUCUCUAAAUUAUCCCGCCGCAGAUCUGCCGGCAACAGCGGCCCUCGGAUCGUCCCUACCCUUCACCAUCCCGAGAUGAUCGCUCCAGGACAGAAUAUACCCCUCUACAUCUCUCUUGAGGAUUCAUCUCCCGCGCCUAUACCCCGAACCUCACAAUGCAUACUCGACUCCGUAACCGUCAAGAUAAGCACGCACACGACCUCUAUCUGCGGCCAAUCCGCCACCUCCCCCGAAGACGUCGAACUCAAGCGUGUAACCUGCCUCUCCAAAUCCAACAUAGCCAAACCCCUCCCCUUCCACACCAAAAAGAAGCUCGCGCACAACUUCCGCCUCGUCGACGACGCAGAAUGCGUCCCCAGCUUCAAAACCUACACCAUCACGCGCCGCUACGACCUCUCCGUAUCCAUUGGACUCAAAUACGAGGGCCGCGAGUUCACGGUCAGAUGCACGACGCUGCUUGAGAUCUUGCCUCGUGUGCCGCGGGAAUUGCUGCCUAAUAGACCUGAAGAUGAGGAAGAGGUUGAACCGUUGCCGCUGUAUGUGCCGAGGGAGCCGAGCAGAGAGUUUGCACCGGAGUAUGCGAGCAUUUUUCAACUGGAGGGAGCGUCUUCGAGCGAGGCGUCGCUGGCUUAUACGAGGAGUAGAGGGUCGAGUGUGCCGUCUAGUGUCGAGAUACCUGCGGUUGACGUUGGCAUGAGCUUUGAGGAGGUGGCGGUGAGACUGAGAUAA